AUCUAAGCUUUUAUUAUCAAAAGGCAAAUGAUUUUUAAGACAGAAAGAUGACCAAAAGUAGACACAAAUAUGAAUCAAAUAUAUAGGAAAUGGAAGGCAUCCAAGGAAAGAAGUUAAAAAAAAAGGGGUUCUGUAUUAUCUAAUCAUAUAACAUUGUGACUUUGGUGGGAAAGGGCAUCUGCACAUGGGGGCAGAUUCUCCCUUAUAUAUACUCCCAACAUCAGAAGAACUCAAUACCCUCCUAAAAUAUGCUUCCAUUUAUCGAAUCUAUGUGACUUUUUUAGGCUUAUGUUCUGUUAUUCACAUUAUUUUUAAGGCUUUCAGCCACAUUUGAGAAUUAAAGAGAUUCUCUCACUGUCUUCCAAUUCAAAAUGGUUUCUGUUUAAUUAAUGUGUUCUUCUGCUAAAGAAUGGUUUUGGUUUUGUUGUGUUGGGAAAGGGAACAAAGACAGACAAGGGUUUUCUAUAUACUUCCAUGCUUGGAUAACGCAACUUCUCAUGGGAUGAUGAGAAUAAGAUUCUUCCUGUCAGCCAAUGGGGCCUAAGAAGAGGAACAAUUUUUUUUUAGUUAUUUUCCCUAAAGUUAACUCUCCCACCUCAGGUUUCCCAUCUAAGAUCCAUAAAAAAGGAAAAAUAAAGUCACUGCAGCAACGCAAUUUGAGCAUUAUAAAUUGCAGAAAAUGGAUUGGGUGGUUAGAUAUGAUAAAAGAAACUUGCUUCAUCAGAUUAUCACAAGCGUGCAAUCUCCUGAAAGACCUUCAUCUUUUAUUUCCCUCAGUAGGACAUAUAUAAUGCAUGUUGGGUCAAUGACAGCUAACAUGUACCACAUGUAAUGUACAGACAGAGGACAGCAUUGAGAUGAUUUUCCAACUCAAAUCCAUACUAUUGAAAUGAAAACACAUCACCUCCCAACUAACAUUUUUGGGAGGGAAAAUAUUUGUUGGUUUGAGUUGUUUUUUUACUACAUUUAGACAAAUGCUAUAUUGCUGCAUUUGAUCAUAGGGUAUUUCAUCAGCUAAUCAGUACUUAUUGAUCAUGUUAGGCUUCAAUAUUUUAACCCCUAAGAAGUGCAUUUGAUUCAUACCAAAUAUGUUUUCAUGACUAAGCUUUAGAAUUAGUAUGAUAUGGAUAAGAAUCACUCAAUUAAAAAGUUCCAAGUUUUUAAGAAAAGCUCAACAAGUAGUUAUUGUUUGAGUGAUAUAGGCAUGAUUAAUAUUCUUUUCUUCUCUGUCAUAGUGCUACAGAACUGCCGACCAAAGUUUCUUGUAGCAGUGGUUUAAGAAUCAUAAUCUGAUCACGUUUUUCCUGCUAAAGACGCAAAGAGAGAGAUGGGGUUGGCUUGCGUCGCAGAUUGCUGACUUAAAACGGCUCCAUUUUUGUGGGCUAGUUGUUGUGGUAGGCCAUUAAUAUACGAGUUCAAGCUUUCCUUUUGUAACUUCCAAUUGAACCAACAAGCUUUACAUUACAUGUUGCAGGGGAGGGGGGGUUCUACCAACUAAAAUCUACUUACAUCCUAAAAAAGAUAGAAAACAAUUAUGCAAGCAAUCAAUAAACUUGCUUGUAAAAUUACAAGCAAAACCUGGAGCUAGAGUGGCUGAAUAGCAAAACCUGGUCGAGAUCUUUAGCAUUAAUUUCUUGGGCAUUAUAUAGAAUAAAAAAACUUCCUCAUUCCUAAAGAAUUAAAUGUUACCGAAUCCAAAUUCAAAAUCCAUUUCCCAUUUUAUUUGAUUGAUUCAGUAGCCAAGAUGUGAAAAAUCCUGUCAAUAGCCUCAUAAUAUCUCUGUAAGCCAAAGGCAUUGGAACUUAUCUCCUCUUUUCCUUUUGAAAGUUAAAGAAUGGAUGGAGGACUGAGGAGGCCAUAUUCUACAUCAGUAGUUAUAUUAGAACUUUGAUACACCAUAUCCAUUGGCCCUGGACCGUAGCUUGGUAUUCUAUUCCUCAGGACUGAAAUUGCCCAAUCCGGAAGAGAUGUUCUUAGCAUUGCCUUCGAAGGUUGGAAGUGAUCUGAUAUUCUUUAUAGUUAAUUCCUCAGAAUCUCCAUCAAAGGCCAUAUGCUCUUUCAAGUGCUAGCUCCACAAACAAAUAUGCCUAUGCCAGGGGAAAAGUGGGUUCCAUUAAUCUAGGCAAUUGUUUUAAAAAAAAUACAUCAUCCCUACUCUUUUUUAGGUGCCUACCUUGAUUACUUGAUCAGUACGAGGCGCCUGUUUCCUUCGAAACGUUAAUCAAUGAUCAUUUUCACAAUUCGCAUUGCAUGCUUAAGGUACUACUAUCAUACAUAUGCAAAACUAGUGGAAGAGCAGAGUUAGACCAAGUCUUUUUUUUUUUUUUUUUCUUUUGGGUAUAAACUUUUUCAGCCUUCAAACGCCAACUCUAAUAUUAUCGGACUCAUACCAACUAAUUUUAAGGUUAAUCCAUGAAUUAGAGCAAAUUUUAGAUUCAAAUCUAAAGUACCUUUUUCCUUAAUAGAAAAACAUUUACGUUAAAUCUACUCUUGAUUUAUUAUCGCUCUUUAAAGUACGAUUGCUAAUUGCAAAUUUAAUCAAUAAUUCAGUAACUAUUUUCUGCUUUUAGCUUUAUCCUUUAUAAGAGGCAGUUAGCUGAUCUAGCCUGCUGUAAAAUCUCUAACUAGAAAAAGAAAGAAAAUGGAAGGUUGUGAUCAAUAACAUAAUUAACUGCUAAAAGGCAAAUGUGAAAUUCAAUCCCUUGAGUCUCUUGUGGUUAUCUAGCUAAUCCCACAAUUCUCGUUGGAUCUCUCGUUUUGUUUCUCCAGUUUUUUCUUUCCAUGCAAGAAGGCUACGGUUGGAGCAGUCUCUUCCCUAUUAUCAGCUGAAUUAGAUUACACCCUUGGGUUCCUUUUGCAUGUCUUUCCUCGUUAAUGGGUUGUGGUAUUUCAAAGUUUGACAUUCAAGAAGAGGGAGAAGCCUCGCCAUACCCUCAAGUAAGCCUUGUUCACCGAAGGAAUGAUCGUGCGGUUGUCGAUAGCAGCCUCUUAUCCAAGCCGUUGCCUGAAGGUGGCAGAGGAGAAGAGCAUGCAAAGGGUGUUAUUCAACAUAUGAAAAUCAAGGAGGUGAAGUCUGAGGAAAAAGGAGGGAUUCAAAGGGAAAGGGUUGAAAAGGAGGAGGCCUGUGAUAAGGAAGAUAGUAACGAGGAUGAAGACGACAGAGAUGAUAGCAAUUCCUACCUUCGAUCGCCAAGUUUCAGGGUAUAUUGCAUUCUACCUCUGUCUGACGAUGAAAACAGCGAAGGUGAUAGUAAUCCAGGGAAAAGAAGGGACAAACAACAGGGACAGGUUAAAGAUGACAAGGGAUCAAGUGCUCGAUGGGGGAAGAGAGGUAGGAUAGGAAAAGGAAUUAAGACUGGUUCAGCAAGAGUAAAAAGUAUUUUAAGAGUCUAAUUCUACAAUCUAUAUACCUGUCCUUAUGUCAGCAUCAAAAAGCUUAUUUGGAUGGCUUUCCUGGUGAUGCUAGAAGAAUAUUGGAGGCUUUUUGUCCUGUAUUCUGAGUUCGAGAGCUUCAUCUGCCUGUUUUUUCAUAUAUAGAGAUGUUUUCAACUCUUGGAGGAAUACAGGAUAAUUUUCCCUUUUUCUUUUCUUGUGUAUCAGAUAAAGCAUGAAAACUGAGAGGUGACCUCAGUACUUUCUGAAUGAGGUGCAAACUAUAUUUCUUCACAGGAGACAUUGUAUUAUUAUUUCCUUUCUAAAUUAUAGAAUUCCUUUUGAAUAAUACCUCCGACCAAUUUCCGUCUUCAUCUUCACCAGAAAAGUCGUAUUUUUUUUUUUGCAUAAAUGUAACUGAAAGAGAACCUCCUUUAUUCGCUUGUACUCCUACCAUUUAUUUACAGGAUGAUAUGAAACUACCAAGUUCACAUUAUAGUUAUAUAAGCAUUAAGCAGAAAACUUUUGACAUAUUCCAAAAUUGCAUUCUGAAAUGGUUGAUGAUUGUAUUAUAUAAAUGCAAUUUUUCCCUAUCUUAACCAUCCACACCAGAAGGGCUUCAAAAGCCUAAGGAUGGUUCUACCCUCCCUCAAACACACGAAACAUGCUACCGAUUUUUCAUAAACCAAUUAUGAUUUGACUAAAUGGUAUCUGAUUUUAUGGUUGUCCACAUUGUGUCAAUCAAUUUUACUGCUGUUUUGGUUGCUUUUCAUUUAUUAAUCCUUUUGCUGUCUGGCUUAAUUUCUGCUCGAGUCUUCAGGUACUAAAAUCUUAACUCGUUAGAGCUGGCUUCAUGUAAUGGAAUGGCGAAAGAAGUCUCUCCAGAGUCUGGAUAGCCUAGCUAGUUUGGUGGUAGGCUAGCUUCUGGAAAGCAUACAACCUAAUGAGCAGGAUUCACAGGUUCACCCAUGUUAAUUACUUCACAUUGCUCAUUUCAAAUGCAUCCAAUUCCCUUUUGUCACUUAGCACUGUAAAACAUUGCAGGAGAAUUGGAGAUCAUUACAUUUUGUGUUGAGUUCCAAAAUCUUAAAAUUAUUUAAGAUUUUUGGGUUGUUUUUCUUGAAGACAAAGGCAUUUAGUUUCUGAUGAAAUGAAUAACAUUACAUGCUUAAUUCUCUCAAAAACCCCAUACAUCAGAACCGAGGCUCAGGACUCGGGAUCCAGGACCACAAUCUACAUUCAACUUUUUGGCUGAACAUGUGGAAAGAGAAGAAAGGUGCUUUCUGUUGUACCGUUUUUUCUUGGUCAGAUACUAAAGUGAUGAAGACUGAAGAGUUUUCCAAUUAAGAGAAAAAACAAGCUAGUCACAGAAACUAGAAGAGACAAACAUGUACAAGGGUCACUGUUGGAUUUGAAGGACACUAACCAAUUGGAAGACUUUUGUCUUUAAGGAUUCCGUGAAUUGUAAGUGAUAUUACAGUACAAGGUAGAAAGAAAGAAGGGUACCGAGAUUUCUCUGACAACGCCCGAGAAAUUUUAAUAUGAACGACCCCACGCAACCGCCCUUUGAGCUUUUCCCUAGCAUAAACUUCAAAGUGGCGGCUCGUAUAAAAUGGCUGCUCCUCUUAGAUCUUUGUCAUCCUUCUUUUUCCCUUAGGCUAUAAGCAAACAAACCUUUUUGACCAAGGAAAGUCAUCAUUCAAAGUACAUAGUUUCCCAUUUCUCUUUCUGUCUCUAUCAAAUCAUAAUUAUGUUUAAUCUUGAAAAAUAAAAGGCACUGUUUGUCUGGGGUCUUAUCUGACUAACUAAAAGUAGCAUUCUUCUUUAUUUUUUUCCCCCUUAAUUUUGGAUGAAAAGAGAUUUGAAUCAAAUUCUUUAAAUUGAAGAUACAUGCAAUUACAUCCAGAAAAUACCAUUGUCUUAUCAUUCAAAGUUUGGUAUGAUUAUUAUACAAUCUCUAGCAUCAACUUGUUUGAACUUAAAAAUCUUAAUGGUUCAAGUUUGAACAUUGACCUUCCGUUCUAGCUUGCUUCUCAUCCCAACAAGCCAACCAGUCAUUAAUUUUGGUUGUCUUCUCUGUUAGUGGCAGUGUUUAAGAUACUUUAGUUUUCUUGUCUAACUUGCCGUGUGGAAAGCAUGGAGUGACUCCCUCCCAAACCCCCUUAUUUUUUGUUUUCCCUUUCCCUACUGGCUGGAGCAAAAGGUCGUCUCCAAUGGUGGCAAAUUAAAACCAGAAAAGUCUUCAGGUUAUAAUUGAGGUGGGCCCAACUACUUAUUGCAUCAAAAGUGAGUGAACUUAAUGUCAGACUGACCACAAAAAAAAAAAAAAAAAAAAACUUCAUCAUGUUUUCCUUGGCUUUUCAUUCAACAUUAAUUCAAUUCAGCGAUUUUGUUUGGUUAAUGAUGUAUCCAAAGUGGAUUAAACAUAGCAAACCCGAGUCGGGUAAAGACCUAGCAGGAUCGAUCCGACUUGACAUGGUAAGAGAGGAACCAACAUGAGGUUGACUAAUCAGCCUGUUUAUGUGCCAUGGGAUGGGAUAUUAAACUACCCGAGCUGAUGUGAAUUUUUAUAAU
This is a messenger RNA of Durio zibethinus, 5946 nucleotides long. RefSeq lists its product as uncharacterized. Lineage: Eukaryota; Viridiplantae; Streptophyta; Magnoliopsida; Malvales; Malvaceae. The record is from RefSeq and is a predicted model, not a curated record.